AUGUAUUCUACGAGUCAAUCGUACUAUGGUGGAUACCAGAUGCCGCAGCAAAUGUCGCAAAUGCAGCAGCAACAAAUAUUGCAGCAAAUGCAACAGCAGGCAUUACCACAGCAGUUGCUACAGCAAAUUCCGACGCCAUCGCCGUCGCUGCAACAGCAACAGGCGAGUUUUCCAUACGGUUAUCAAACGCAAUGCCCGCAGCAAGGUUUUAUGCAGCAGAACAAUCCAAUGCAGACGUCACUCGCACAAAUAUUGGACCCGUCUCAAUCUUCAAUCAUGUAUCCGCUGGUCCAACCGUACCUGAUAGUCAACGGACAACCGCAGCCAAUGGUAGGGCCCCCGCCGCAGUUGCUCUGGAGCGAACUCAGUAGAUAG
This is a messenger RNA of Dalotia coriaria, 375 nucleotides long. RefSeq names its product zinc finger protein 853-like. The transcript has a single exon. The coding region runs from base 1 to 375 and encodes 124 amino acids. The record is from RefSeq and is a predicted model, not a curated record. Lineage: Eukaryota; Metazoa; Arthropoda; Insecta; Coleoptera; Staphylinidae.